Messenger RNA from Capsicum annuum, 1361 nucleotides. RefSeq lists its product as uncharacterized. The transcript has 2 exons. Lineage: Eukaryota; Viridiplantae; Streptophyta; Magnoliopsida; Solanales; Solanaceae. The record is from RefSeq and is a predicted model, not a curated record. Bases 226 to 1062 code for a protein of 278 amino acids.
GAGAAAAUAUAGCAAAAAUAUUAAAUACCCCCACCCCCUAUCUCUCACACACACCCCAACCAACUCCACCGCCAUUCCUUUCCUCCUCAUCUAUAGAGUAAAUUGGCGGUAUAAAGGCGUGAAUCCUUUUUCAAAAUAUCUUCUCUGCACAAUUUCUCUCUGAAAUCCAAUUUUCUAUUUCCUUUUCGAUCAGUCGACUUAACAUUUUCCGAACAUUUCUACCAAAUGGAUCGUCUUAUUGAUGAGGUUUAUGAUGGUAGUUCCUCCUCUUUUUCAGUUUGGCAGCAAAAAUUCCUUGAUGCUCUAAAACCACAGAAGAGAAUCGGGUACCAAAAGUUCAUUGACGGAACGGUUUCGGUUCCAACGGAUGAAAAUUCUUUCACCUAUGCUGUAUGGAAGAAGCACAAUUCAACUGUUUUUAAUUGGAUUGUCAAUUCAGUGAGCGAUGAAAUUCGCGCCGUUGUUGCUAAUGAAAAAUUGGAAACUGCGAGAGAUUUAUGGAUAUUUCUCGAAUCUAAUUGUGCUUUGAAAUCUGGUUCAAAGCUUUUGAUGGAGUUUAAUGAGUGCUUGCAAGUGUUUGAACUUGCUAAAGGUACCUUCAAUGCGAAGGUAGACACUCCGAGAAACUGCAUUCUUAGAUUUGAUGGAAAAGGAAGGUUUCUGGAAGAGUUUGAUGAGAAUAAAUUGAAAUUCAUGGUGUUUGAGUUUGAAAACAAUGUGAAGAUGGACAUUGAAUCCGAUGUAAUGGAGAAUUUGGAACGAUUAGGGAGGGCUGAAAGAAGAAGAUCAACCGGAGGAAUUGGAUGUGGAUGGGAGAAUUUGCUUCCCAAGUAUAACCGUCACAGGGAAAUAAAAGACUUUUCCAGAUAUGCAUUUGGUGGCGUAUCGACAGGUUUUGGGAAGGCUGGAAACACUGUAGAAGAGGAUGCAAGGGAGGAUGCGGAGGAUGCUGGGAACGUUGAGGAUGAUGCUGAGGAGGGAUAUGAUGCUGAGGAUGCUGCUGAUGAGGAGUUGAGGACUCAACCUCCCUCUCCUCCUAUCACGACUCAUGACUCACCUUAGUGCAAGAGAUGAAGCCUACCAAAUUACCUGCUUCCACAGCAAAAAAAAAAAAAAAAAACUGUGAAUAUUUGAUCAUUUUGUGGACACCUUUACAUGCUACUGGCAUAUGCUGGGUGAAUUUGGGUGCCAAAAUUGCUAAUGAUUGCAUUUUACAAAUGAUUGCUUGAAUCUUUCUUGGCAUCAAAAUUAUGAAAUAUUGCUUAGUAAGUUUUCUUUAAAAUCCAUGGACUUGGACAUUUUGUCAUGCGAAAAUGCAACUGUUAUUGCCACUUAGUUAUGACCAUCAUGAUUGAGAUAAA